Messenger RNA from Ooceraea biroi (clonal raider ant), 2408 nucleotides. RefSeq names its product golgin subfamily A member 2. The record is from RefSeq and is a predicted model, not a curated record. Lineage: Eukaryota; Metazoa; Arthropoda; Insecta; Hymenoptera; Formicidae. Gene Ontology annotation, cellular component: membrane; early endosome.
UGCUCGCGUAUAUCUGACAAGUGACGUAUACUUGACGCUGCACGCGUGCGGGACUCGGCAUGAUCUGUUAGGCCGCGUAUAUCUCGCGUUGGGGGCGUUUUUUAUUGGCACGCUCGCGCACGCAGGAACGUUCGUCGAAAUUUCGCGCGCGAGAAAUCUUCGUGGAUUCAGCGUGCCGUAUCCGUCCUGCCGCGAGGUUGUUUGAUGGGGUGCGAGUCGGAGGAGUACCUCGCGGUUUAGCGCGAUCGUGCCGAGUGCUCGGACUCGGACGUCACGCCGACAACGGCGCGACAACCUCCCCGCCACCAGGAAGUGCGCGCGAUGCGUGCCCCGGCGCCGCGAGCACGGUGCCCGAAAGCCACACGAGCGAUGCCCAGCUGUCAAUAAUACUCGGAACGGACGGGCCGCGUUAACGAGACGGACACGCGGGGGGUAGGAAGGUAUGGAGGGUGUCAACGGUCAGUUGCAGACCAAGUAUCAGAAAAUCGCUGCGGAAUACUCAAAAAUUCGUGCGCAGGUGAACGUAUUGAAGAAGGCUGUGAUAGAGGAGCAGGCACGCAACACGGAUAUACGGAAUCAGCUGAAGGAGAGGGAGGUGGGGUUCCGUAGAGCGGAGCAGGAGAUCGACAGUCUGACAUUUCGCAAUCAGCAGUUGACGAAACGCAUCACCGUGCUGCAGGAGGAACUCGACAAGGCGCAGAACAAGUCCAAGCGGGGUAAGAGCAGAGCGCCGGAGAAUAACAGUCAGAUACCAGCGGCGCCGCCGAACAACAUCUUGGACGAGGAGUUUCAGAAGAAGAUAGUGGAGAACGCCCAACUGUUGUCGCAGAUCAGCGACAAGGACAGUGAGAUUGAGAGUCUGUGCGAUAGGAUACAGCAGUUGGAAUGUAAGGUGGACUACUGCGAGAAGUCGAGGGUGGAAUCGGAGUGCCAGUACCAGAGCACCAUAGACAAGUUGGACCGCGAGAGGAGUGACCUGCAGAGAAAACUGAACGACAGGCAGAAGCAAGAGGAGACUGUAUCGUGGUCCAGCAAUGAGGGCAAACGCGAUGGCUACGACUUCGACCCGAGAGCGAUACUCUCGAAUCACCGUCAGACGGAGCCGUCCCCGUUUUCCUCACCCUCCGCCUCGCGCAGGUCCUCCAAGUCCCUUGGCGAGGGCAAGCCGCAGAAGUCACAGGAGGAGAGCAACGAGUUCCUCUACGCCAAGUCGUGUGACCUAGAGAAGGAAGCGAAUCAUUGGAAGGCUCAGUACCAUAUACUCAAGUUAAAGUACGAUGAAUUGGAGCAGAGGGGAACCACGGCGACUUCCCACAUCGAUAGCGACGCGCUGCAACCUGUGGAAAUCAGUAACAUGCAGAUUGGCAAAUUGGACGCGCCUUUCGUGCUAGCUGAGGAAAUCGAAGCUCGCGAAUCGAAGAUUAGGGAUUAUUUUCUGGAAGAAAUUGAAAGGUUGACGAAUGAGAAGCACAUUUGUCAUGUAAAAAACUUAGCUAUGGCCGCUAAUAACGAAGUCAUGCACGUGCAGUUGGACACGAGCGAGUCGAAGAGAGAAAAGUGCGAGACGUCGCUGUUAGAGACACUUUCUAAUUAUAAUAGUUUACACAGAGAGAAGGAGACGCAAGAGGGAAAUUACAAAACGCAGCUCAACACGAUGAGCGAGCAUCUUGCCAACAUGAACGAGAAACUCAUCUUCCAGACGGAGGAAAUACAACAAUUGAAAUUCGAAUUAACUAAUAAGCACAGCAAAAGAGGAAAACAGAAGUGAUCCAGGUCAGAAUUGCAGAGAACAAUCAUUGAACAUUCCGUCAGUGGCAUGAUUUAAUCACGAUCGUUAAUAAAUAUAAUUUUACGUGUACAUAUACAAUUCACAUACCUGGUAAGCAGCGAUCUAUCGAACUCCGAACGCAUACUCCCGUCUUCGGCUCGCACGCUGAAGAGCUCUCUACAACUCGACGUUAUGUUAUUUAUGAAAUCAAAAUAAAAAUAAACAACUUACUCGACGUCGUUCUCUUUACGAACGCCGCCGCGCUGUAAGUUCGACUCUUCUCUACAUUAUAUGUACGCAACGAUUAUUCCUAUUUGCUCACGCUUAUUUACAACAAUCUGAUAAGCAGGAUAAAUUAUGUAAUCGAAAUUCCUUAUUAACGAUAUUUUUAACCUUUUUGGUAAUAUAAUUAUUUGGUAUCACACAUGUACACACACACCUGCUAGACAUUUGUAACGAAAAUAUAUAAAAAUAUGACGCAACUGUAAAUUGUAAAUUAUACUAUAUUAUACGGAAAAAAAGAGAAAUAUGUACAGCUACUGUUCAUGGUAGGUGUUGUGAUAAAAUAAAUGUAUAUUUGCCAAAGCAAUUGUAUGCAUUGCUUUGUGUGUUAAUAAUAAAUAAAAAACGUAAUUGAUCC